This is a messenger RNA of Anopheles cruzii, 4105 nucleotides long. RefSeq names its product very long-chain specific acyl-CoA dehydrogenase, mitochondrial-like. Gene Ontology annotation, molecular function: protein binding; flavin adenine dinucleotide binding; acyl-CoA dehydrogenase activity. NCBI's taxonomy places the organism in Eukaryota, Metazoa, Arthropoda, Insecta, Diptera, Culicidae. The transcript is spliced from 6 exons. The record is from RefSeq and is a predicted model, not a curated record. The coding region runs from base 1 to 3582 and encodes 1193 amino acids.
AUGGCCUCGAUAUUGCGAUCGAGUAAAUUUGUGCGCUAUUUCGCCGGCUUUGCGCGAAAUGUGGUUUUCAAUACGGCUCGCGAAACCGAAAGCAGCCUCGUGCAGCAAACGCAAUGUCUGUGCGGCAAUUUUACAAGUGCAUUUGCAACGGCUGCCGCCAGCAGCAAAAGUGGACUGGACCGUUCGUUGAAGCGUUUGGACGAAGAUGUGCGCAGAUCGGGUCGAAUAUCAAGGCGCGAUCUGGAGGAGGUGUUGGAGGAGAUUCGCACCAACCGCUCGGCUAGUAGCGCUCAGUCGCUGCUCGUUAUCCGGUGUUGUGGCAAUCUGGUUCCAGAGGAGCUUCCAGAAGUUCGCACGGCUUUGGUGCAAGAGAUAUGGAAAACAUUGAAGCGCCUUAACGUGGCCAUGGACGUGUCCCAUUACAAUGCUCUGUUGCGUGUGUACCUUGACAACGAGCAUUCCUUUUCUCCGACGGAAUUUUUGGCUGAACUUCAGUCGAACGGCAUCGAACCGAACCGUGUCACGUUCCAGCGGCUAAUCUCGCGCUACUGCCAGCAGGGCAACAUCGAAGGGGCCACCAAAAUAUUGGAAUACAUGCGCGAGAAGCAGCUGCCGGUGAAUGAGUAUGUGUUUAACGCGCUCAUUAUGGGUCACUCGCAGGCGGAUGAUCUUGAAUCGGCCACCGGCAUUCUGGCGGUAAUGUCGCAAGCCGGAUUGCAACCGUCGGCCGAUACCUACACUACGCUGCUCUGCGGUUACGCUCGUAAAGGCGAUAUUGAGUACAUUACAAAAACGAUCGACAGUUGCGAGCAGAAGGAAAUCUUCCUUCUCGACAAAGACCUUCUGGAGAUUGUGUAUGCGCUCGCUACGAACGGCCACCCGGAAAAGGUGGAUCCGUUGCUGGAGCGAAUUCGGCGCCAGGCAGGCUACAACCAGGAUGCGGUUAAUGUGAUCUUGCGUCUGAUCAACAAGGGCCAAGAAGAGGUAGGCUUGAAGUUGCUGCGUACAAUGCCACGGGCAUCGAAAAACGACGGCGAACUGGCCAACACAGGCAGCUUUUUGGUCCGCCAACUGGUGCGGGCCCAGCGCCCCUCUGAACGUUUGAUCGCCGUAUGUCGAGAGCUGCAGGAAGGUGGCAUGAAUGAUCGAGCCCUAUUGAUCGCACUAGAGACAGCACUUAAGAGUGGUGCGGUUGAGACAAGUUUUGCGUUGCUCGAGGAGCUGGUUGCUCAGCAGCAACCGAUUCGGCAGCACUUUUUCUGGCCUCUCCUGUGUGCCAACGGCACGAAGAUGUCAAAGGAAGCGCGCACGGAGCAAGUGCUGCAGGUGUUGCGGCAGAUGAGUGAAAAGUUCAACCUCAAUCCGAGCAGUGAAACGAUCCGCGAAUAUGCUGUACCAAAUCUUCCGGCAACCAACAGCGAGCUCAACAUCCAAUUGCUCCGUAGUGUUGGCAUUUCGCCGGCAGUGGCCAGCAGCAGUUGUGCGCAUUAUGCUCUGGAGAGCAACAAACUAAAAGACGCAGCCAAUAUUGCUUCGCGCUACCGGGCGUACUAUCCUCCCGGAGUUUUCCGGAAGCCGUUAGUGCAGGCUUUCAACCAAACACGAGACUACGAUUCUUACGUACGCUUCUCGCGCGCCCUUUACGAUGGGCUCACGAGUCAUGGUUAUCAUCGGUUCAUUGUCAUGACAUUCAACGAAUCGUUAUCAAAUAAUUCCCCCCCGGCUUUUUUGGACUCGCUUCACAGAUGCCUUUCUGCGGCCCCACAAUCCAAGCAGGCGGCGGAAACGCAACCAGCGGCCGCGGCUGAAGGAGAAAAGCGCCAAAAUAUGUCCUUCCUGACAAACAUCUUCCGUGGCGAGAUUCAGGCGGCGCAGGUGUUCCCCUACCCGGAAGCGCUGGAUGCCGAACAGAAAGAGUACAUCGCGGCGUUCGUCGAUCCAGUGAACAAGUUCUUCGAAGAGGUCAAUGAUCCCGCCAAAAACGAUGCCAAUGCGAAGAUCGACGAUCAAACCACCGAAGCGCUGUGGGAUCUCGGAGCGUUUGGGCUGAUGGUUCCAACGGAAUACGGUGGCCUCGGUCUCAACAACACACAGUACUCGCGGAUGUGUGACAUUAUCGGUGGUCAAGAUCUAGGGUUAGGAAUAUUCAUCGGUGCGCACCAGAGCAUCGGAUUUAAGGGAAUAAUGCUGUACGGUACCAAGGAACAGAAAGCGAAGUACCUGCCGAUGGUGUCUACCGGCAAGGUGUACGCUGCGUUCGCACUGACCGAGCCCAGUUCCGGUUCCGAUGCCGGCUCCAUCCGCUGCCGGGCGGUGAAAUCGGCCGAUGGCAAGCACUACGUGCUGAAUGGUUCCAAGAUUUGGAUCUCGAACGGCGGGAUUGCGGACAUUAUGACCGUGUUUGCGCAGACCGAAGUGGUCGACCCGAAGACGGGCCAGAAGCGGGACAAAGUGACGGCGUUCGUCGUCGAGCGAGGCUUCGGUGGGGUGAGCAGUGGUCCACCGGAGAACAAGAUGGGUAUCAAAUGCUCGAACACGGCCGAGGUGUACUUCGAGGAUGUGAAGAUUCCGGCCGAGAACGUUCUUGGUGGCGAGGGUGAAGGGUUCAAGGUAGCGAUGAACAUCCUGAACAAUGGACGGUUCGGUAUGGCCGCCACGUUGUCGGGUACGAUGCGUGCCUGCAUUCAGAAGGCGGCGGAACACGCCACGAACCGGGUCCAGUUUGGACGGAAAAUUGAAACGUACGGUGGAAUCCAGGAGAAGCUGGCCAAGAUGGCGAUGCACCACUACGCGACGCAAUCGAUGGCGUACAUGAUUUCUGGCAACAUGGACACCGGCUCGUUGGACUACCACCUGGAGGCGGCCAUCUCGAAGGUGUUUGCGUCGGAAUCGGCUUGGUUCGUGUGCGACGAAGCUAUUCAGAUCCUCGGCGGAAUGGGCUUCAUGAAGGACGCCGGUCUGGAGCGUGUGAUGCGCGAUUUGCGUAUCUUCCGCAUUUUCGAGGGCACGAACGAUAUUCUGCGCCUGUUUGUGGCCCUCACCGGUAUCCAGUACGCCGGUGGACACUUGAAGGAGCUGCAAAAGGCUUUCCAAAAUCCGGCCACCAACAUGGGCCUCAUCUUUAAGGAAGGAUCCCGCCGGGCGAUCCGUAGCAUCGGGUACGGUGGUACGGAUCUUAGCUCGUACGUGGCCGAUCCCCUGAAGGUUUCGGCCAAGCAGUGCUCGGAGUGUAUUGAUCUGUUUGGCCAAACGGUCGAGUCGUUGCUCAUCAAGUACGGAAAGAAGAUUGUCGACGAACAGUUCCUGCUCAACCGAUUGGCGGAUGCGGCAAUCGAUACGUACGCCAUGGCCGUCGUGCUGUCGCGAGCAACCCGUUCCGUGCGGAAGGAUCUCCCUUCGGCCGAGCAUGAAGUAUUGAUGACCAAAGCAUGGUGUCACGAGGCUAGCGAUCGUGUGCGUGUAAACAUUCGCAAAAUCAACACCGAUUCGUUCGCGAAGAACUACGGUCUGAUGUCGCAGAUUUCGAAAACCAUUUGCUCCAACAACGGUAUCGCUCACAAUAACCCGCUCGAUAUUGAAUAGGGAAUUGGCGCUUGCAAAGAACAAACGAAUGAUACGACCUAAUCACGUCACGGUUCCACGAUUUUCCUACCUAGAAAGUUUCCACAGUGAAUCCCGAUGGUGCGGCGUGUCUCACGCCUCGAUGAAGCUAUGAUCGUGUCUCUCUGCCGAUGUGGCCAAUCUCCACUGUACCCGGGCGACAGUCGAGCAUAUGAAGUCACAGCAAUUUCAGAGAACUGGUCUCCAGGGCAGGCAGUGUGCAGUGUGCAGGAGUAGUCAAUUUGUCCAUCCUAGGAAAAUUAUUUUAUAAGUGUUUUUAUUAUCGUUUUUUCAUAUUUGAUUAUUUUGACUCCGUUCGCGUAUUGUUUGCACUCAUGUGUCUCCUCCAUAAACACGAAUCCACUACGCGGUGUGGGCAUUAAUAGAAAGUUUCAUUGCACUUAAAUUACUUGUUACCAUGUACAUACCACCUCAAAGAAGACAGCACGGCCUACAGUAGCAAGUGCUCUGGGGCUUGAAGAGAUUAGAGAAAUAGUUUCUUAAA